Porites evermanni is the source of this 1417-nucleotide messenger RNA. The record is from the annotation of a GenBank genome assembly. Lineage: Eukaryota; Metazoa; Cnidaria; Anthozoa; Scleractinia; Poritidae.
AUGUUGACAAUACCUUUUCAAAAGGCAAAGCUCGCAGUAGUUUUGCUCGUCUUGUCAAACGUGCGUUAUUCAGCAACUAGCUAUUGCACCCAGACUGAAAGUUCCAUUAAAAGCAUGAUGCUACGUCAAUACGUUUUCAAGACGUUCCACGCACCCACCUCUUUAGGGUGUUUAGUUGCCUGUGAAGAAGAUGUCAGAUGUCAGAGCUUUAAUUACAUCAUUAACCAAGACAUCUGUGAGCUAAACAACCCUACUAAAGAGGCUCGACCGGAGCAUUUCAUCUUCGACGUAAACAGAUAUUACUACGGAAUGGUUAGGAAAAGAGGUAAAGAGUUUCUUGAUUGACUGUCUAUUAAACAUUAAGUAGACUGUUAGCAGUCCCCAUAUUUUUUGUAAGAUCGUCUGCCUUAGUGCAUGAUUUGCAACCAAGAUGGCCGCCAUAACGGUUAGGAGGUAAGCACUGACUUCGACGAUCCUACGACAAAAUAGGGGACUGCAUGUAAACAGUCUAACCAUAGAUUGCCACCAUUGACCAAUCAGAAGGGUGUGGGGGAAAAAAAUAAACUGCCCUUUUCCAAUUGCUUUAUUAACAUCAAGGCGUCUUGGAAAAAUUGUCGGGAAUUGAGCCGGGAAAGGCUAACCCAUGCAAGUCAUUGAAUAUUAUUUUUUCAACAAUAGUUCUGUGAAAAUGACUAAUUAAAAUCCCAUAAGUCGUUAUCCAAUAGUCAACAAGAUUGUAAAAGAUAAUUGUUUUUAAAGACAGAUACGAAGUGAUCUCAACAACAUCAACAAUAACAACAACAACAACAACCUUGUGCACUAAAAGUUGACUUUACUGUCUGCUAAAGUUCACCCAUGAAAAAUACGAAAUCUUUGUAGCCUUUUCAGAGAUAGUAAACCACGCAUAAGCAUUCCCUUCUCAAACUAGCGUCAACGUAAUUGAAAAUAGAAGUCGUGAAAAGUAUGAAUUGCUAGUCCACCUGAGAAGAAAUUUUAGGUUAUUAAAACACUGUCCAAAACAAGCGUACAGCUGAGCUGCCACGCCACUGUCUGCGUGACGUCAAUCCUCCAAAUUUUAAAAAUUGUUUUACGAGUGACGUCAUUCUUAAUGAAAUAAUAGCAAUUAUCUUUCACAUUUGGUCAGCGCUACCUGGUUGUAGAAAAUUAGCCAGGGUAUUACGGCCUAUCAGAAAAGGAAUACUUUUAUGCGUGAAUAAUAUUAAUAAUGAACGUAAUUUGCUUAUUUUUAGUUCCGCUUGGUUCGAUUCCUGAGUUACCUGCUCAGUCAUGUAGAGAAAUUAAGGCUAGUGAAGGAGAGCAUGCUGUCAACGGUUCGUAUUGGAUCGAACUUAUUCAUCUUGGGAAGAUUAUUUAUGCAGAAUGUGACAUGGAUGCAGAGGGUAAGUUGGCGGUAUGA